Molecule: messenger RNA, 864 nt
Organism: Spinacia oleracea (spinach)
Lineage: Eukaryota; Viridiplantae; Streptophyta; Magnoliopsida; Caryophyllales; Amaranthaceae
Exons: 3
Coding region: 1-864 (287 amino acids)
Source: RefSeq, a predicted model, not a curated record
AUGUGGAAAUACUCUCAUGUAUUUCAUGAUAUUGUGAUUGCUGCUUGGAAUACUCCCAUUGUUGGAAGUAAAAUGUAUACUAUGACUAGUAAAUUGAAGAAAGUCAAAGCUGUCUUAAAGGAGCUCAAUGGAGUGGGGUUUUCUGAUAUUCAAGCUGUUGCGUUAAGUGCUUAUCAAGCCAUGUUGGUUGCACAGGAAGCAAUGCAUCACAACCCUACUGAUCAACUAUUGGCUGAUCGGGAACUUGAUGCUACUAAUGUGUAUAGAGUUAAGAAUAAAGCUUAUCUGAAAUUUUUGAAGCAAAAAGCUAAAGUUGACUGGAUUAAGGCUGGAGAUGAGAACACAACUAUCUUUCACCAGAGUAUUAGAAGUAGAAAUGUUCAAAAUCAAGUAUACAGUAUUCAUGACCUGAAUGGGGUGUGGAAAGAUGACCAUGUAGCUUUGUCUGAAGCUUUUGUUUCUUACUAUAAAACUCUCCUUGGUACCACUCAUGCUCAUAAGAAAUCUGUUGUUCAUCAGAUUGUUCAUAUUGGUCCUGUUUGCUCUUCUGAUCACAAGGCAAUCUUAAAUUGUCCCUAUACUGUUGAUGAAAUAAAGGAAGCUUUGUUCUCUAUCAAAGAUUGUGGUUCUGAUAUCACUGUUGAUGCCUUAGAUGUGUUGCAAUCUGGUAAACUCUUAAAGGAGGUUAAUCACACUGUCAUUACUCUCAUUCCUAAAACCAAGUAUCCAAGGAAUGUGAGUGAUUUCAGAACUUUCUCCUGCUACUCUUCUGGUUUACAAGCCAAUAAGGCUAAAUCUUUCAUUUAUUGCUAUGGAAUGACUGAUACUGUUGUGAAAAAGAGUUUUAGAUGUGUCUGGGUUUAA